Aegilops tauschii subsp. strangulata is the source of this 1832-nucleotide messenger RNA. RefSeq lists its product as uncharacterized. The record is from RefSeq and is a predicted model, not a curated record. NCBI's taxonomy places the organism in Eukaryota, Viridiplantae, Streptophyta, Magnoliopsida, Poales, Poaceae.
CCGCAAAAGAUGAUUCAUCUGAUGGCGAUCCGGGGACGAACAUGCCGAGAUACUCUGCCGGUGCUGAUGAAGACAUCGAUGUAUUCCAAAGCGGCACCAUGGGCGAUGAGCAGGAAGCACACGACUUGAUUGAUGAGGAGUACUACAUGUUUUGCAACGAAGGAUCCGAUAACGACAUAUUGGAUGAUGACGAGGAAGCGAGCAUGUCUAGCGCUAAACCUAGCGAGAUUGAUCCAUUUGACACUGUCUACUCAAACAUUCCAGACAACACUCACAUCCUGAAAGUCGACGAAAAUUGCAAACACUGCAAGGCCAGAAAGUUUGAGUCUGAGACUGACGGCUUCUGCUGUCGCAAUGGCCAGAUCGAGCUUAAGCAACCGGAACCAAUCCCAGAGCUUAUGAGGCUAUGGUCCAGCAUGGAUGCAGAUUCUAGACAUUUUCGGGAGAACAUACGUUUCUUCAACGGGCAUUUCGCCUUCACAACCCUUGGGGUCAGCCUUGAUGAAAACUACACUAACAUGAAGUCUGGGGUGUACACAUUCCGAGCACACGGCACCAUCUACCACAAUGUCCAUUCGUUCGGGCCUAGCUCCCGUCCAGAACAUCUGCAGUUGUACUUCUAUGACGACGACCCUAACCUAAAUCAUCGUAAGGCGGCCACCAAGCAAUUAGACCAGGAUGUCGUGAAGAGGUUAGUAGACAUACUCAAAGAAAACCCAUACUCCCAGCAAUUUAGGAGUUUGGGUGCACACAAGGACAACCUCGAUGAUUAUAGGAUAGACCUAAACACCGAUAAGAGGCUUGACCAAAGAAGAUAUAAUAAACUGGUGUCAUCUGAAGUCGCUGCAAUUUGGGUUGAGGGCACUGACCUAGCAAAAAGGUUUGACCGCAGGAUAACACUUUGUGGUAACAACAACGAAAGGCAUAGUAUACGUGUGACCUCAGGGGCAUAUGACCCGUUGUCUUAUCCAUUAUUCUAUCCAAUGGGGGAGCUAGGUUGGCAUCCGAAGCUACCCAAACGUAAUGUUUCUUGGGAGGUUGUACUAAAUCCUCGUUUGUGUCAUGAUGACGAAGAUGAUGCAGGUAUGUUGUUUGUGUCCCACUUUGUUACAAAUAAUUUCUUGUUUUUAAAAAUAAUGCUCACGCGAUGGUACUCAAACAUGUGCAGAGGGGAAUAGCAGGUUAUGCGUCUCCGUUAGAGACUACUACUGUUACAUGCUGCAAACACGGCCUGCGAUCUUCAAUCCAAUACUUUGUGGAGCACGCCUACUGCAGCAAUGGGCGGUUGACAUGUACAUCAAGAUUGAGAGCUGUCGGUUGAGGUGGUACAGGAAGAACCAGACGCAGAUCCGUGCCGAUUUGUAUAAAGGAGUUGUUGAUGCGAUCACAUCGGGUGAGACGCGAGCAAGCGCUGUUGGGGUAAGAAUAGUGCUCCCUGGAACUUACCCUGGUGGCGACCGCGACAUGAAGAAGAGACAUAUGGAUGCCAUGGCAAUUGUCCAUACAUACGGGAAGCCUGACAUCUUCUUGACCAUGACUUGCAACCCUAAAUGGGAAGAGAUAACAAAUGAGUUGCUUCCUGGACAGACGGCGCAAGACCGACCUGAUAUUGUGGCUCGCGUGUUCUAUGGCAAACUAGAGGCUAUGAAAGAUAUGUUGCUCAAGAAGAUGGUCCUGGGUGUUGUUGUUGCUUAUGUUUACGUAGUUGAGUUCCAGAAGAGAGGCCUCCCCCACGCACAUUUUUUGUUGAUCAUGGAUUCAACGUAUAAGCUUCUUGUCCCAGAGCAGUAUGACCGACUCAUUUCCGCAGAGCUCCCAGACAAGCAAAAGUA